UACAUAUACAAUUUCUUCAUUCGGCUUGGAUGGGCAACGGAAUGGGAUCAGUUUGAGGCAGUCACGCCAUAUGGUUCGAAAACAUUCCGGAAUUUGAUUGUAACCAAUGGUGUGAAAGCACCGCGGCGUUUGGUGCUGGCCUGUCACUAUGAUUCGAAGAUUCUGCCAGGACGGGUAAUGAUUGCGGCUUCGGACUCGGCUGUUCCAUGUGCUAUGAUGAUGGAUAUUGCAAAAUCGCUCUCACCUUAUAUGUAUAAACGAGUCGCACAGGAUAUAGCGCUACAACUAAUCUUCUUCGAUGGUGAAGAAGCGUUUGUAGACUGGACCGAAACUGAUUCUCUCUACGGAUCUCGUCAUCUUGCCAAGAAGUGGGAAACCAAAUGGUAUCCCACUACAACUGGCACAAACUUUGAACUGAGUCGAGAAAUCGAUAGGAUAGAUGUGCUUAUGCUACUCGAUCUCCUUGGAACUGCAAAUCCUACUAUAUCAAAUACAGUGGGACUAGGAGCAAACCAACUGUUCGACUAUUUGCCCAAAAUUGAAGCGGAAUUACGCCAAGUUGGUUGUGCCAAUGUACCUCGUAAUGUAUUCUAUGGAAGUUUGUCGCCCCAUGCUGUGGAAGAUGACCAUAUUCCAUUCAUGAAGCGGGGAGUGCCCAUUCUCCAUUUGAUCCCAGUUCCAUUCCCACACGUGUGGCAUACUGCAGCAGACAACGAGAAGGCGCUGCAUUAUCCGACAAUCUAUCAUAUGACAUCCAUACUCAGAGUAUUUGUGGCGCGAUAUCUAGGAAUCGCCCCCUUAUGA
Molecule: messenger RNA, 804 nt
Organism: Ostertagia ostertagi
Lineage: Eukaryota; Metazoa; Nematoda; Chromadorea; Rhabditida; Trichostrongylidae
Source: the annotation of a GenBank genome assembly